GGGUGUCCGGGAAGGACGGAAGUGACGUUGCCCGGGCGGGGCCAGUCAAGUACAAUGGGCCAUGGAGUUCCCGUUCGAUGUGGACGCGCUGCUCCCGGAGCGCAUCACGGUCCUGGACCAGCACCUGCGGCCACCGGCCCGCAGACCCGGAACCACAACGCCAGCCCGUGUUGAUGUGCAACAGCAAAUUAUGACCAUUGUAGAUGAAUUGGGCAAGGCUUCUGCCAAGGCCCAGCACCUUCCUGCACCCAUCACCAGUGCAUCGAGGAUGCAGAGUAAUCGCCACGUUAUGUAUGUGCUCAAAGACACUUCUGCUCGACCGGCAGGAAAAGGAGCUGUUAUUGGUUUCCUCAAAGUUGGAUACAAAAAACUCUUUGUACUGGAUGAUCGUGAGGCUCACAAUGAGGUGGAACCACUUUGCAUCCUGGAUUUUUACAUUCAUGAGUCACUUCAACGCCAUGGCCAUGGGCAAGAACUCUUCCAGUAUAUGUUGCAGAAGGAGCGAGUUGAACCACACCAACUGGCCAUUGACCGACCCUCACAGAAGCUGCUCAAGUUCCUAAAUAAAUACUACAACCUGGAGACCACAGUCCCACAGUUGAUCCUUGCACAUCUCUUUGAGGUAAACAACUUUGUGAUCUUCGAGGGCUUCUUUGCCCAUCAGCAUCGGCCCCCUGCUCCCUCUCUGAGGGCAACUCGACACUCCGGCGCUGCUGUGGUUGAUCCUACACCUGCUGCUCCAGCCAGGAAGCUGCCACCCAAGAGAGCAGAGGGAGAAAUCAAGCCAUACUCCUCUAGUGACCGAGAAUUUCUGAAGGUAGCUGUGGAGCCUCCUUGGCCCCUAAAUAGGGCCCCUCGCCGAGCUACACCUCCGGUCCACCCACCCCCCCGCUCCAGCAGCCUGGGAAACUCACCAGAACGGGGUCCCCUCCGCCCCUUUGUGCCAGAGCAGGAGCUGCUGCGUUCCUUGCGCCUCUGCCCCCCACAUCCUACUGCCCGGCUUCUGCUGGCUACUGACCCUGCUGGCAGCUCAGCCCAGCGUCGCCGUACCAGCUCCCUUCCCCGCUCUGAUGAGAGUCGAUACUGACAAACAGCUAACCAGCUGCCAUCCCUGGGAGACCUUGGGUGGGCAGAGACCCUCUCCCCAAGAACUCCAGACCUACUCUUCCAAUGCUUCCUCUAGGAUCCAGUGGAACCUGACAGAAUCCAUGGGAUCCCCUCUUCCCCUUUCUUGGAUAACUGGGUUGUCAGGGUCCCAAAUGGCCAAAUACUUUGCAGUGUUUCUUGCCAGAAAAUGUAUCCCUUCUCUCUUAACUUGGUCUCUGAACACUCCCAGUCUGAAUUGCUGCCAGACUCCUUGGUUGUGCGCUUAUACUAAUUAUCCAGAUAAGCACACUCUGGCUUGCUGUCAGACUCCAGAAUACCAUGGAAGGUCCAAGGGCCUCCACUGCUAGAGAAACCUUUUAAGGAAUCUUGUCCAUGGAAUAAAUCCCAUAUUCACUCUACAGUGUCUACUGGUGGCCCUCAUACUGCUUUGUGCUACCUAAUAUACUUACCUUUCAGCAUGCUGAUGCCAGCCAGUGAGAUCUGCUUCAGAGAACUCCAGUUAUGUAGGACAGGGACUUGCAGCUCCAAAAAGGGAUCCACUUGACAUUGCUGAGCUCCUCAUUACAACAUGUUUUGUGUAUGUGUCAGUGAACCCCUCAGGUGAUGUCUGCUUUGGGGCUCUGAAGACUCGCCACACUUCUAAAGACACCACUACUUUCCCCAGACCCAGAUUCUGUGAGGGACUUUGUUUCUUGGCAGCAGAUCCCGGCAAGCACCCUGGGAUCACUCUUUGCCAUAUUUCAAAAGAUAAGUUGAGUCUUGAGGCUCUGUUAGCUCCCAGAUCCAUCCCUUCCCAGUAGCUAGAUGCUGAUAAUAUCCCUGUCUUGUGAGAUUGUCUUGAGAUGAAGGGGAACUCCUAUCUGCCCCCUCCCCCACACCUGUUAUACAGCAAGAACCUCUUUCCCUGCUCCAUACCGAUGGUAUAAAACACCCUCCUUCCUCCCUACCCUCUUUGGUAGAUCAAGUACUCCCACUAUGUUCCCCCAAAUCCUUGGGAGCAGGAUCUCCCUUUCUCCCUACUCAUUCUUCCUUUUUCUUCUCCCUCUCAGUGUUGUCUGAAUAAAGUGUGAAUUCCUUUGUGUUUUUUAAA
Phyllostomus discolor (pale spear-nosed bat) is the source of this 2197-nucleotide messenger RNA. RefSeq names its product alpha tubulin acetyltransferase 1 (gene ATAT1). The record is from RefSeq and is a predicted model, not a curated record. NCBI's taxonomy places the organism in Eukaryota, Metazoa, Chordata, Mammalia, Chiroptera, Phyllostomidae. Gene Ontology annotation, molecular function: tubulin N-acetyltransferase activity. The transcript has 12 exons. Gene Ontology annotation, cellular component: microtubule. Bases 62 to 1087 code for a protein of 341 amino acids. Gene Ontology annotation, biological process: alpha-tubulin acetylation.